AUGAAGAGUCCCCCUCAUGACCUGGCGCAAUUUUUGUGGUCCGUAAAGCAUCGGCGUUCUCACAAUAGUGUGAUUGCUGUCAACAGUGCUGCUACCCAUGAUGAUGGCGAUGACCACGGGGAUGACGUCAAUCAUCCCGAGGACGAUGAUGAUGAUGAUGACGAUGAUGAUGGCGAUGAUCAUGCUGGUGAUGAUGGUGAUGACGAUGAUGAUGCCGGUGAUGAUGAUGAUGAUGAUGAUGAUGAUGACGAUUAUGAUGAUGAUGAUGGUAAUGAUGGUGAUGACGAUGAUGAUGAUGAUGAUGAUGAUGAUGAUGAUGAUGAUGAUGAUGAUGAUGAUGAUGAUGGUGAUUACAACGCUAAUGAAGGUCGAUGGUCGACGAUUACGACAAUGGUGUUGAUGAUAAUCAUGUGCCAAUGGCCCAGUCACGCCCUCAAUGGCGAUCAUGCAUCCAAUCUAUUGCCUUCAAUGCAUAGCUCCUUCCGCAACCUCCCACGUAAAAGUACACUGUCAAUCAUGCAAUUACGCACCAAUUUAUCAGCUGCCGCCUCCAAUGCGCAACUACCUACCCCACCUCCUCAAAUCAUUGGCGAACGAAACUGUGCCAGCUACAACCACAGUAUGACAAAUACGCAGUUUCUUACAGCUCAUGAUGGUGAUGAAGAUAAUGUUCAAAUGUGA
This is a messenger RNA of Opisthorchis viverrini, 681 nucleotides long. RefSeq lists its product as hypothetical. The record is from RefSeq and is a predicted model, not a curated record. The transcript has 3 exons. Lineage: Eukaryota; Metazoa; Platyhelminthes; Trematoda; Opisthorchiida; Opisthorchiidae. Bases 1 to 681 code for a protein of 226 amino acids.